AGAGGAGCAGGGGAAAAAGUGCGGUUCUUAAAUCGAAGCGGCCUCAAGUGGAGUUCAGCCUUGCCUGUAAUGAUCUGGUGGCCUCAGGCAGUGACAGGCAGCCCAACGCCUUGGUCCAGGUGGCUGUCAUAGAUCCCCACAAGCAGCACCUCAUCUCUCAGACCUGCACAGAGAUAGUGGAGGCGAACAAAGACCCGCUGUUUCUGACGGGGGUGACCUUCCCUUCAGAGUACCAUGCUAGCCCCGAGACCCUGGUCAAGCUAACUGUGUAUGAUGCAAAGGACAAGAACCAGGAAUCAAGCAGCUUCCUGGGCAGCGCCACGUUUUCAGUCGGCGAGCUGCUGAGGGCUAAAGAUGAACGACUGACCUUGAGUCUCAGGUCCUCUGAUGGCGCGUGUGCAGCGGGAGCAGUGGUGGUGAGUCGUCUGAAGAUGGGGGAGAUGCAGGAGGUCGACGUGGACCACAUCACCACCGACAUACCGUCACACAAGUGUCCUUUGGUUUGUGAGUCUGCUUCCCCCGCCGGCAUUGACCAUGAAAAUAACCCGCUGACAGGUCCAGUAUUCAAGAACCCGAUAUGCAAGGUGUACAGAUUUCAAACAGAGGACAACAAGUGGAUGCUCGUGCGAGAACAAAUGGAGGAGUGCACGUUGUCCUUUAGCGUCCCAAAGCAGCUGCUCUCGCUGUACAUUCAGGAAGACAUGAGCAGGGUGCAGGACCUGAGAGAGCUGGGGGAGCUUUCUCCUCACUGGGACAACUUAAGAAAAGAGGUGAUGACACGAUACGGAGGAAUCAUCAGCUCCUAUCAAGAGACUUUUGCUGAACUGGACAAGAUUGCUGGUCGUUCAUUCAAGCCGAGCUGCUGCAAAGCCCAGAAAUCUUUGGAGUUCAUCCCAAUAAACCUGCACACCCAGAGGAUGAGAGUGACGUGCCCCAAAAAAACCGAUGCAUUCUACGACAUCGUCACCGUUGGCGCCCCUGCGGCCCAUUUCCAGGGGUUCAAGUGCGGUGGUCUGCAGCGUCUCCUUAGCCGCUACGAAGCAGAGAAAAAGAGCUUCAGCACUGCCUACCAGUGCAUCUACUACUCCCCCCAGCACACGGCUGAAGCCCAGGAGGUGCUCAGCACCAUGAGCCUCCUCCAGCCCCUCAUCACAAGCUUAGCGGACCAGCUCCUCCAGGCUGCCCAGGAGCACUCCUGCCCCGGACUGAGGGAGGCACUCAAGAACCUUUCUGACAAGACGGAACAAUUUGUUCACACACUCAAGGAUGAAUUGGUCAAGAGUGCGCUACUGGCACUGCACGCCGCGCGGCCCGGGUACGUUUCCAAGAGCCAGAAGCAAAACCCGGCGCAGGCAGGCCAACAUCAGGGCCACGUCCUCCAGGGCAGCGACCAGAACCCGAGCCCGGCGCAGGGGCUCCCGGGUCACAGUCCGGCCACGUCGAUCACCGAGGACACGGCCGUGUGCAACAACGUGGACGGCUCGCAGAGCACGGCGAGGGGCGAGGGCGGGCCGCUGAAGCACCAGGACUCCAUCCCGCACCACAAGGAGUACGACGAGGAGGAAUGGGACAGGGUGUGGGCCAACGUGGCCAAAUGUCUCAACUGUGUAAUCGCCAUGGUGGAUAAACUCCUGGAAGAAGACAACAACAAGCAGGAGCCGGUGCCUGAGCAGCAGCAGCAGCAGCAGCAGCAGCAGCUCGCCGACGUCAUCAUCUCACACAACCCCGGCACCUGGAGGGAGCAGCUGUGUCCACUGGUGACCAGGUUAAAGGAGUGUGUUAUGGAGGUGGUGGAGAAGGCAAAGAGAGGCAUGACCUUUGUGCUCCUGCAGGAGGCAGCCUGCAGCAUUCCACAAGGCUUCCUCCUCCAACAGAGGCGAGACGUGGUCUUCAGUCAGGCACUUGCAGCCCUUGCCUGCGGUUUUGUCAUGAGGCUGUAUGCAGGAAUGCAGGACCAAGGCUUCCUGAGGCAGCUCCACCUGGUCGGCCUGGUGGCCCAGUUUGAGAGUCUGCUCAGCACCUACAGCGAGGAGAUUGGGAUGCUGGAGGACAUGGAGGUUGGAAUAUCAGACCUGCAGAGAGUCCUGUUCCAGAUCACAGAGGCCCAGACAGACGACUUCAGGGACCUUCAGCCUUUAGUGUGUGGCCGACGAGACCACUUCACUGUGGAAGUGCCAUUACCAAGACUGGUUUUCCAGAACUUGCCAGUGGAGAUCAAGGAGGGAAAGCCUCUACGAGUGUUUCCCGUGCUGUUCAACGUGGGCAUCAACGAACAGCAAACAAUAGCCGAGAGGUUCGGAGAUAUCUCUCUACAAGAAAGAAUAAACCAGAGGAACUUUGAGACGUUAGAGGCCUAUUACAAAUCAUUAAGUGAAAAGGUGCCACUAGAAUGUCUACCGUCUUUUCAGACGCAGGCUGACAUAAAAGAAUUACUUGAAACCCUGGGCCAGAAUGUAGUUACAAAGAAGAGAAAGAAUGUGGAGAUCCUCUGGACUGCUGGAGCGAUCUGCCGACGGUUAAAUGGCAUCAGGUUUACCAGCUGUAAAAGUGCCAAAGACCGGACAUCCAUGUCUGUCACACUCGAGCAGUGUGCCCUCCUACGGGAUGAACACCGGCUCAGCAAGGACUUCUUCAUCCGGGCUCUGGACUGUAUGCGGAGAGAAGGAUGUCGGAUUGAGAACGUUCAAAAGAAUAUUAAAUGCAGGAAGUACGCCUUCAACAUAUUGCAGCUGAUGGCCUUUCCCAAGUGCUACCGACCGCCUGAGGGGACCUACGGUAAAGUCGACUCUUGAGGAACUAAGCCACCACAAUCCUUGUGUGUCACCCAAGUUUAAUGUGUUGAUGUUUUAAAUGGGUUAUUGUUUGUAACCCCCGAAAGAACUGAGCUGGAUUUAGUAUUUUCCAGAUUUGUGUUUGGUUGGAUGUGUUAUUUGUAAUUGAACGCACUUUUCUUCAUGCAUAUCGUUGCUGGUUAAACUGCUUAAAGUCAGAAGAAAGAUCAUUUCAUGCAAAACAUUUCCUUGGAAUAAAUACUGCUCUCCACGAUGACUUCACAAUGCUUCACAAACUACUAAUAUUCCAUGUUUGGAUGUUCGGUUUUACGUAGUAAAGAUUUCUGCAGUUUCAGCAAUUGUUCUCUACAUUCUUUCAUGUAUUCAUGCCCAAAUAUUUGCUUGUUUUUGACUGAUUCCGACAGAAGCAUGUGUUAAAUCUUCUUUCAGGACUAGUUUCAUUAUUUUAAUGGAUGCACCGAAGCUUUUUCCAGAAUAUUUUUAUACCUCAAGGUACAGGACACAAUUAGUAUUUUUAACCAGCGUUUCUGAAUGCAAAAUAUCAAAUUCAAUUAUUUAUUUUUGUAUUCUUUUUUUAUACUUAAAUGGUUGAUACGUUGGAAUGUAAUGCAUGUUUGCUGUGUUAAACAUUGGACAUUUAAAAUUGUCUAUUGUGUUGAAAUGAAAUAAAAGAAGGGAUCAAUGUG
Messenger RNA from Pungitius pungitius (ninespine stickleback), 3478 nucleotides. RefSeq names its product inositol polyphosphate-4-phosphatase type II B (gene inpp4b). The transcript is spliced from 22 exons. Gene Ontology annotation, cellular component: cytoplasm. Bases 432 to 2792 code for a protein of 786 amino acids. Lineage: Eukaryota; Metazoa; Chordata; Actinopteri; Perciformes; Gasterosteidae. The record is from RefSeq and is a predicted model, not a curated record. Gene Ontology annotation, molecular function: phosphatidylinositol-3,4-bisphosphate 4-phosphatase activity.